UGAAAAUUGUCAUUGUUACAAAAAUCAGAUGUGGCUAUUUUUCCAAAACUUUACGUUGCUCAUCUUCUCCAACUUCGGUUCGGCUUACAAAAAUUCUCCAUCUGCAGAAAGCUUGAAGAGAGUUGGCUGAAUUCUAUACAGCUCAGGUCUUGAGAUCCAAACCCCUUAAUUCAUAAUGGAAACAGAAAUUGGAGAGGAGGCCGCAAUGUCGACUAUCCUGCCUCUUGCCUCUGCCUCUCAGCAACCUUAUGUCUCUGAACUCCUCUCUUUCACUCUUGAUCGCCUCCACAAGGAACCUGAGCUUCUUCGGGUAGAUGCAGAGCGGAUUCAAAGGCAAAUGCAAGAGGUGGCUGUGGGGAACUACCGAGCAUUUAUAGCUGCAGCAGAUGCAUUGCUUGCAAUUCGAGAGGAAGUGUCUUCUAUUGAUAGGCAUCUCGAAUCUCUGAUAACUGGAUCCCCAAAACUGACCUCAGGUUGUACAGAAUUUAUCGAAUCUGCUGAACAGAUUUUGGAGAAAAGAAAGAUGAACCAAACACUGCUUGCAAAUCACAGUACUUUGCUUGACUUGCUUGAAAUUCCCCAGCUUAUGGACACAUGUGUAAGGAAUGGAAAUUAUGAUGAAGCUCUUGAUUUAGAAGCAUAUGUUUGCAAACUUUCAACUAUGCACCCCAAAUUACCAAUUAUUCAAGCAUUAGCUUCUGAAGUCAGGCAGACAACCCAAUCUCUUCUUUCUCAGCUUCUCCAGAAGCUUCGCUCUAAUAUUCAGUUACCUGAGUGUCUUCGAAUUAUUGGAUAUUUACGUCGAAUUGGGGUAUUCAGUGAAUAUGAAAUGCGUUUGCAGUUUCUAAGAUGCCGAGAGGCGUGGCUUACUGGAAUUCUUGAGGAGCUGGACCAGAAAAACGCUUAUGAGUACUUGAAAGGGAUGAUAAACUGUCAUAGAAUGCAUCUUUUUGAUGUUGUUAAUCAAUAUAGAGCAAUAUUCGCUGACGAUACAUCAGGAAGUGAAGAAAAUUAUGAUGGUGGCCUUCUUUUUAGUUGGGCUAUGCAUCAAAUUACUUCACACCUUAAAACUCUUAAACUCAUGCUCCCAAAGAUAACUGAGGGUGGAUCUCUUUCAAAUAUUCUGGAUCAGUGCAUGUAUUGUGCUAUGGGACUUGGUUGGGUUGGGCUGGAUUUUCGUGGCUUGCUUCCACCACUAUUUGAAGAGGCAGUUCUCAACUUAUUCUCAAAGAAUAUGAGUACAGCAGUUGAAAAUUUUCAGUUAGUUUUGGAUUCACAUCGAUGGGUCCCAUUGCCAGCAGUUGGCUUUCCAGCCUCUAGUGUUGGUGAAGAAUCUCAGGAGGAUGUGACUCCACCAUCUUAUCUAAUGGAGCAUCCACCUCUGGCAGUGUUUGUUAAUGGUGUUUCUGCUGCAAUGAACGAGUUACGCCCCUGUGCCCCGUUGAGUUUAAAAAAUGUGCUUGCUAAGGAAUUAAUUAAGGGGUUGCAGGCUGUAUCUGACUCUCUAAUGAGAUACAGCGCGACUCGGAUGCUUAGAGAAAAUGAAUCUGGACUUUUCCUUGCUCUCUGCCGAGCAUUUAUAGAGGUUGCUUAUCCGCAUUGUGCCACAUGCUUUGGACGCUGUUACCCUGGCGGGGCUGUGCUUAUCAUGGAUGCAAAGAAUUUAUAUGACGGAGUUGGCCGCCUAUUGACGCUGUCUCCGGCAAAGGAACUCCCAAAACCAGUGAUUGGUGGAGAGGGAAACAGCAUACCAGAAAAUGGUAAAGUCUCGGCAGAGGAAAAUGGAGUUGUGUCUGAUGUCAACGAAAUCGAAAGUAGCAGUGAGGACCAGAAGGAGCAGAAAAGUCCUGUGAAGACGGAGGAAUCCAAGGAAGAGUGAAAAAAGGUCUGCCAAUGAGCAACGGAUCUUGUAAGAGUUUUCUGAUUUUUAGCUUUAGCAGAAAUGGCGGCAACACAUAAUUUUGAUAUUGUGUAAGGAUGUUUUAAUAUUGUAAAAUAUUGAUUUGUAGUCUAUUAAGCAUUAAUAAGAUUUUUGUGGAUAUUCAACUUA
Messenger RNA from Mangifera indica (mango), 2050 nucleotides. Its product is annotated as conserved oligomeric Golgi complex subunit 8. Gene Ontology annotation, cellular component: COG complex. The transcript has 13 exons. NCBI's taxonomy places the organism in Eukaryota, Viridiplantae, Streptophyta, Magnoliopsida, Sapindales, Anacardiaceae. Gene Ontology annotation, biological process: intra-Golgi vesicle-mediated transport. The record is from RefSeq and is a predicted model, not a curated record. Bases 176 to 1879 code for a protein of 567 amino acids.